This is a messenger RNA of Penicillium paradoxum, 489 nucleotides long. Its product is annotated as IQ calmodulin-binding motif-containing protein. Gene Ontology annotation, molecular function: protein binding. The transcript has 3 exons. Lineage: Eukaryota; Fungi; Ascomycota; Eurotiomycetes; Eurotiales; Aspergillaceae. The record is from RefSeq and is a predicted model, not a curated record. Bases 1 to 489 code for a protein of 162 amino acids.
AUGACCAAAAUUCCCGACGUUGUGACGACCCGUCCGGGUGACGUCACCGAAGAAUGGGCCGCGCGAACGAUUCAGAGGACCUAUCGUGGUCAUCGGACGCGACGCGAGCUGCGGGGGCUUGGGUUGGCUUCUUCCACACGUUGGGUUGAGGCUUUCAGAGAAGCGCAAUGGCAUCAACUCUAUCAACCCACUGGGCCUCAUGUGGCUCCUGGUGAAGAUGGCUUCAACCAAGCUCGUCGAAACUGGCAACGGGCGGUUAGUGUCGCGAGGCGCGCCGGCGGCGACGAUCGCAUUUCAACAGUUUCGCAUUCUCCGGGGACUGGGUCCGAACGUAGCACGGAAAUGACCUCGGGAGCAACCGCAAAGAUGAUGGAUUUACAAUAUUUCCUAGAGAUGGUUGAUCUCAAACACCGACAUGGAAGCAAUCUGCGAUGGUACCACAGCUAUUGGCGCAAUUCAUCGUCGAACGAAAACUUUUUUUCUGGCUAG